This is a messenger RNA of Beta vulgaris subsp. vulgaris (sugar beet), 5048 nucleotides long. RefSeq lists its product as uncharacterized. Gene Ontology annotation, biological process: mRNA splicing, via spliceosome. The transcript has 15 exons. Gene Ontology annotation, cellular component: nucleus; U2 snRNP. Bases 178 to 4386 code for a protein of 1402 amino acids. Lineage: Eukaryota; Viridiplantae; Streptophyta; Magnoliopsida; Caryophyllales; Amaranthaceae. Gene Ontology annotation, molecular function: U2 snRNA binding; protein binding. The record is from RefSeq and is a predicted model, not a curated record.
ACAAGAAGAGAGUAAAAAAAAAAACAAGCGAUCAUCAGUCAUCACCGUCGCUCCUCUCGUAAAAUUAUUGUAAUUUUCCCACACUUGCGACGAUUUUACACUUUUAACGUACUCUCUCUCUCCUCUGCAUUAAUGUAUUAAAUCACAUCUGAGCCCUAAAAAUUAGGAGAAAUUUUAAUGGCGGUUACUGAAGAAGAAUCAUCGUCAUCUUCUUCGUCGUCGGCAAACUCCCGAGUUCCGCCUUCCAAUGGCGUUCACUACCUUGCUAAAUGCGUUCUCCGCAGCUCUGUUGUUCUUCAAGUCGUUCAAGGCCAUAUUCGCUCACCUUCUUCCGACGACAUCAUUUUCGGCAAGGAGACAGCUAUUGAAUUGGUAGAUAUUGGUGAUGAUGGUGUUGUGCAAUCUAUUUGUGAGCAGUCGGUAUUCGGUGUGAUAAAAGACAUGGCUAUUCUACCCUGGAAUAGGAACUUUCGUGCACAAAAGUCACAGGUGGUGGGAAAAGACCUGUUAGUUAUUAUUUCCGAUUCUGGAAAGCUUUCCUUUCUCACAUUUUGCAAUGAAAUGCACAGGUUCUUUGCAGUUACUCAUAUUCAACUUUCGAAUCCUGGCAACUCAAGACAUCAGAUUGGUAGAAUGCUUGCUGUUGAUUCCCUUGGGUGUUACAUUGCUGUCAGUGCAUAUGAAGAACGUGUGGCUCUUUUCUCUGUUUCAGCAUCUAGUGACACUGAUAUGAUUGACAAGCGAAUAACCUAUCCUCCUGAAUCCGAGGAUGAUUUGAUUGACAUAGAACUUCAGCGAACCAGUCAGUCUGUCUUAGUUAAUUCAUUGCCUGCAGAGAAAGCAGGUGACUCCCCUACAAUACCUCCGAUUUCUUAUAUAACCGGCACUAUAUGGAGUAUGUGCUUCAUUUCAAAGCAUUCAAACCAAUCGAGUAAGGAGCUUAAUCCUGUACUAGCUAUUCUUGUCAACAGGAAGGGAUCAUUUCUGAAUGAGCUGCUUCUCUUGGGAUGGGAUGUCAGAGAGAAUGCUAUCCAUGUUCUUUCUAGGUAUAUGGAUAGUGGAUCUUUUGCACAUACAAUUGCUGAAGUUCAUGGAUCUGGGGGGUUGGCAUUUCUAUUCAGGAUUGCUGAUAUCAAACUUAUGGAUCUUAGUGAUGCAUGUAACCCUCGUUGUGUGCAAAUAACAAGCCUUAGUUCCUCAAUGUGUCCGAGUAAGGAGCAGAGUUGUAUGGAAGAUCCUUUCAGGAUGCAGGAUGGUGAUGACGAGGGCUUCAUUGCUGCUCGAGCUUUGCUAGAGUUGCAGGACUAUGGUAUGGAUUUUAAUAAGUGUAAUGAUCCGAUGAGCAUUGAUGCAGAUAUGUGCAUUGUUAAAUCUGUGCCUAAGUAUGUGUGCUCAUGGAGUUGGGAACCAGCAACAGAAUUGUAUCCAAGGAUGAUAAUAUCUGCGGACACUGGGGAGUAUUUUUUAAUUGAAUUAAGUUUCGGCCCAGAUGGUCCUAAGAUCAGUUUAUCUGAUUGCCUUUAUUGUGGUGUCCCCAGUAAAGCAUUAUUAUGGACCAAAGGUUCCUUCUUGGCAGCAAUUUUGGAGACGGGGGAUGGCAUGGUCCUAAAAUUGGAAGACGGAAAGCUGGAUUAUUUUAAUCCUAUUCAAAAUAUUGCACCCAUCCUGGAUAUGUCAGUCAUGGAUUACCAUGAUGAAAAACAUGAUCAAAUGUUUGCUUGUUGCGGAGUGGCUCCUGAAGGGUCAUUGAGGAUAAUCAGAAAUGGUGUAAGUCUGGAAAGGUUAGUUAGGACAGCUCCUAUAUAUCAAGGAAUAACUGGUAUAUGGACUGUUAAGAUGAGUAUAAGUGAUUCUAGUCAUUCAUUUCUCGUGCUUGCUUUUGUUGAAGAAACCAGGGUGCUGUCAGUUGGCGUAAGCUUCACUGAUGUAACAGACUCAGUUGGUUUUCAGCCUGAUGUCUGUACAUUAGCAUGUGGUCUUGUUGUUGAUCGUGUGUUGGUUCAGAUUGAUCAAAGUUCUGUAAGACUUUGCUUGCCCACUUCAGUUGCUCAUCCUGAUGGUAUUCCGAUGUCUUCCCCAGCAUCUACUUCGUGGUCUCCUGAUAAUAUUGGCAUUAGCCUGGGUUCAGUUGGACACAACUUGAUCAUUGUGGCUACUGCAAAUCCUUGUUUCCUUAUAAUUCUUGGUGUUAGAUUGCUCUCAUUGUAUGACUAUGAAGUAUAUGAGAUGCAACAUGUUAGACUUCAUAGUGAAUUGUCUUGCAUAUCUAUUCCUCAAAUGCAUAAUAUCGGAAAAGAAAAUGCCCCUGUUCCAACUGGAUUUGAUAUUGGUGAUACAUUUGUGAUUGGUACACACAAGCCAUCAGUUGAAAUUCUAUCUUAUGUACAUGGUCAAGGCAUACGAGUUCUUGCCACUGGAAUGAUAACACUGACAAAUACAAUUGGUAUUGCUGUCAGUGGCUGUAUUCCUCAGGAUGUAAGGCUUGUGCUGGUUGAUAGGCUAUAUAUUCUCUCUGGAUUAAGAAACGGAAUGUUGUUACGCUUUGAAUGGCCUACAACAUCCUGGUUAUCCGACUUACCCAGUUGUAGGACUUCUUUGUUUUCAGAAUCUGAAUUGUUGAAGACAUCAUCUCCAGCCAUUAUUGGUCCCCAGCUUAAUGGUGUCAACACUUAUGAAAAACCAAAGGACAAUGAUCCUGUUCAUCUUCAAUUGAUUGCCGCUCGUCGGCUUGGUAUUACUCCUGUGUUCCUUGUUCCUCUCAGUGAGUCGUUGGAUGCUGACGUUAUUGCUCUCAGUGACAGGCCCUGGCUAGUCCAGGCUGCCAGGCACAGCCUCUCAUACAUUUCAAUCUCGUUUGAACCUUCAACUUAUGUGACUCCUGUGUGUUCAGCUGAAUGUCCGAUGGGACUUCUAUUUGUAGCGCAGAAUUGCCUACAUCUGGUGGAAAUGGUGCACAGUAAGAGGCUUAAUGUGCAAAAGUUUUAUCUUGGUGGCACUCCACGGAAGGUCCUGUAUCAUAGUGAGAGCAGGUUGUUGCUGAUUUUGAGAACUGAGUUGGAUAAUGACUUAUUUUCUUCUGAUAUUUGCUGUGUGGAUCCCCUUAGUGGCAUUUUGGUGUCGUCAUUUAAUUUUGACGUGGGUGAAACUGGAAAAUGCAUGGAGUUUGUGCGGGUUGGGAAUGAUCAGAUAUUGUUGGCUGGAACGAGUUUAUCUUCUGGGCCAGCUACUAUGUCUAGUGGAGAAGCUGAAAGCACAAAGGGCCGUUUAAUUAUGCUCCGCCUUGAGCACUUGCACAAUUCGGAUACUGGGUCAAUCACAAUACAUUCAACAGCGGGUUCAUCUAUGCAACAAGCGGCAUUUUGUGAGGCUACUGGGUACGCUGCUGAAAGAAUGUCCAAUAGUAGCCAUUGCAGCAGCCCAGAUGAUAAUAGCUGUGACGAAGUAAAGCUUGAAGAUUCUGAAACUUGGCAGAUACAAUUUCUUAAUGCAAUAACUUGGCCUGGAGUGGUACUUGCAAUUUGUCCUUACCUUGAUCAUUAUUUCUUGGCUUCUUCUGGCAAUGCUUUCUAUGUAUGUGGCUUUCAAAAUGAUAAUCCUAAGAGAAUCAAACGUUAUGCUGUUGAAAGGACGCGGUUUAUGAUAUUCUCAUUGACAGCCUACUUUACAAGAAUUGCUGUUGGUGAUUGCCGUGAUGGGGUGCUUUUUUAUUCUUAUCAUGAGGACGCAAAGAAACUCGAACAGAUUUAUUGUGAUCCUGGUCAGAGGCUAGUCGCUGAUUGUCUACUUACUAAUCUCAACACUGCCUUUGUUUCGGAUCGUAAGGGAAGCAUAGCUGUCCUGACAUCCUCAACCCAUUUGGAAGAUAAUGCAAGUCCUGAAUGCAACCUAACAGUGAGCUGUUCGUAUUAUCUAGGCGAGAUAGCAAUGAGCAUCAAGAAGGGGUCAUUCUCUUAUAAAAUGUCCGCUGAAGAUGGUCUAAAAGGGUGUGAUGGCGAUAAUAAAGUUAUUGACAUGUCGCGCAAUAGUAUAAUGGCUGGGACUUUACUUGGAAGCAUUGUAAUGUUCAUCCCUAUAUCCAGGGAGGAAUAUGAGCUGUUAAAACCUGUACAAGCCAGACUUGCAGUUCAUCCUUUGACUGCUCCUAUUCUUGGUAACAACCACAGUGAGUUCCGUAGUCGUGAGAGCAAGCAGGCUGUGGUGCCUAUGAUUCUUGAUGGAGAUAUGUUAGCCCAGUUUUUGGAGCUUACAAGCAUCCAACAAGAAGCUGUGUUGGGACUACCUUGUGCAACUGCUGAAGUGUCGUCAAGUUCCAGGUCACCUCAUUCACCUGUAUCAGUCAACCAGGUGGUACAACUCCUUGAACGAGUUCAUUAUGUACUAAAUUGAAUAUCUUGUCAUCUGCAUAUUCGUGAGGUGUCUGUAGAAAAUCAAUCCGCUGAGUUGCUCCAGCUUUUGUAUAUAUGAGGUCUGCAUUGCAUCCUAUCUUGGUCAAAAAUUGCAGUGCUGAAAUAUUCGUGGCAAGAUUUUGGAAGUUGAAGACAAGUUCUGACUUUUUUGUCAAACGAAAAGACAAGUUCUAAACUUAGAUGGUCUAGCUUUGUGGUGAUUUUCGGGAGCUGCUGUUGGAUGUUGAUUCUCCUUGGAGCUCUGCAUUUGAAGACAAUUCUGAAUGUUAUGGUAUAGUGUGUGACGUCGUCCUGCAGUGGUUUCCUCUGAGUUCUGAUUUUUCGGUUGAUAUGACGACAGCAUGCACUGUUCUCAGUGAACCAGUGGUUACCUCUGAGUAUCUGACUUUUCGGUUGAUAUGAUGGCAGCAUAUACCAUUUUGGCAUUUUCAGUGAACCUUUUCAUGAUUAAAUUGGCAAUAAUCCGACGAAAGAAAGUCCUGGAGAGACUUUUGGUGUACCAUAUUUGCCGACUGAUUGAACGGAGUAGCAUGUGGUAAUAUGAUAUAUAUCACCCUAGGAAUUUGUGUACAAAAUGUGUAAAGAUGAGAAAUAUUGUCACAGUUUGGUGAAUAAAAUGGUGACACUUUUUAGUCUGCUAAA